Molecule: messenger RNA, 1542 nt
Organism: Zingiber officinale
Lineage: Eukaryota; Viridiplantae; Streptophyta; Magnoliopsida; Zingiberales; Zingiberaceae
Product: nuclear envelope morphology protein 1-like
Exons: 6
Coding region: 29-1195 (388 amino acids)
Molecular function (GO): phosphoprotein phosphatase activity
Source: RefSeq, a predicted model, not a curated record
CGCACGGAUCGUGAAGUUUGACGUGGUGAUGGUGGCUGCCGCAAGUCUGGACGUCAACUGCCGUUCCCGACCCGCAUAUUUAGCUGUACUCCGCGACCGCCCGCACGGCGCACAGCAGGCGCGCGGCCGGGUGCUUCCUUUUUCUCCUCCGCUGCCGUGGUUCUCCUCCACCUCCGUCUCGGAUCCAGGAGGGGCCACUCCGUCGAGGCCAGAAGAGAGCCGAAGCGCCUUCCCGGUGUUCCCGUCUCCGCCCUCCGUUGCUGCCAUGGCCGAGCUGGCCCAGGCGGAGUUGUGCUCUCCGGGGCCCGCCGCGACGGCGACCUCUACGGGGAAGAGCGUCCAGGUGUGGCGUGCGUUGGUGAGCUGGAUGGCCAUCCUGUUCCGCCUCCUCCUCCAGAUCCUGCGAGGGACGCCCUCGUGGGCUCAGCUCCUCUCCUUCGUUGGCCUCCGCCAACCCCUCCUCUUCUCUCCGUCCGCCGCAUCCACGGGUUAUAAGCCUCUCGCAGUGGAUCGACCUAGCGAUGCCCAGCCCCUCCGGGUUGGAAACUCGCUGGAGUCCCUCAAUAGGCUCACGGUUGUACUUGAUUUGGAUGAGACUUUAGUUUGUGCAUAUGAGACAUCCAGUCUUCCGUCUGCAGUUCGUAUGCAGGCCAUUGAAGCUGGUCUAAAGUGCUUUGAACUAGAAUGUAUAUCUUCAGAAAAGGAUGCCGAUGGAAGACCGAAGGUCAACCAUGUCACUGUCUUUGAACGUCCUGGUUUGCACGAAUUCUUAAAACACUGCAGUGAAUUUGCAGAUCUUAUUCUUUUCACAGCUGGCCUUGAAGGUUAUGCUAGUCCUGUUAUUGACAGAAUAGAUGCUGACAAAAAAUUAAGUCAUCGGCUAUACAGGCCUUCUACUGUGAGCACGGAACACCGAGAACAUGUCAAAGACCUUACUUGUGUAUCGAAAGACCUCUCCCGCACGGUUAUUGUAGACAACAAUCCAUUUAGCUUCUUGCUUCAACCUUCCAAUGGAGUACCAUGCGUGCCAUUCUUUGCAGCACAACCUUGUGAUAACCAGCUCAUGGAUGUCAUUCUUCCCCUUCUGAAGCAACUUUCAUUUCAGAAGGAUGUCAGACCUGUUCUAUACGAAAAGUUUCACAUGCCCGAAUGGUUUGAACACCAAGGAAUCCCCUCCAUAAACCCUAGUCUGUGAGACAUCAUCGAAUUCCUGCUUCGAAGCUCCUCUUACUGGAAUGUACAGUAAGUAUUUUAAUAUACACAACGCAGGAACCCUAAUUCAAGGGGGGUCCCUGCUUGUAGAUAAUGAUUGGAAGAAUCUCCUGAGCGUCAAGGAGUGUCGAAGGACCAAGAUUUUAUGGCUCGAAGGAAGAAUUCUGAGAUCCUAAUGAACAGUAUCUAUUGUUUUCAUGGAAACAUUAAAUUCUGGUUGAUGUUAUUGUAGAUUCAUAGGACAUUACAUUUGCUUAGGAAGAUUACUUCAAACGGGAAGUGGAGUAAUGUUUUUGCAUUUUAUAUUAUUCUCAUUGAUCUUUGUAUGAA